UUGGAAAUGGUGUGAAGGUGGAGCUGUCGGAGACGGCAAGAGCCGGUGUGAAGGCGAGCAGUGACUGGGUUAUGGAGAGUAUGGGCAAAGGCACUGAUAGUUAUGGUGUUACUACUGGUUUUGGUGCUACUUCUCAUCGUAGAACUAAAAACGGUGUCGCACUUCAGAAGGAGCUUAUAAGAUUCCUUAACGCCGGAAUAUUCGGCAGCACGAAAGAAACAUGCCACACACUACCACACUCCGCCACAAGAGCCGCCAUGCUCGUACGUAUCAACACUCUCCUCCAAGGCUACUCCGGCAUACGUUUCGAGAUCCUCGAGGCCAUAACCAGUUUCCUCAACACCAACAUCACCCCUUCUCUCCCUCUCCGCGGCACCAUCACCGCCUCCGGAGACCUCGUCCCCCUCUCCUACAUCGCCGGCCUCCUCACCGGUCGCCCCAACUCCAAAGCCUCCGGUCCCAACGGGGAAGCCUUGAACGCAGAGGAAGCCUUCAAGAUGGCAAAAAUCCCCUCAGGAUUCUUUGACUUGCAGCCCAAGGAAGGUCUUGCCCUAGUCAACGGCACAGCCGUUGGCUCCGGAAUGGCCUCGAUGGUUCUCUUCGAGGCCAACGUCCUCUCCGUUUUGGCCGAGGUUUUGUCAGCGAUUUUCGCCGAGGUUAUGAGCGGUAAGCCGGAGUUCACCGACCAUUUAACUCACCGGCUGAAGCACCACCCCGGCCAGAUCGAAGCCGCGGCGAUCAUGGAGCACAUCCUCGACGGAAGCUCAUACAUGAAGCUAGCUAAGAAGCUACACGAGAUGGAUCCCUUACAGAAACCUAAACAAGACCGUUACGCGCUCCGCACGUCACCUCAAUGGCUAGGUCCUCAGAUAGAAGUGAUCCGCUACGCGACAAAAUCCAUCGAGCGUGAGAUAAACUCCGUCAACGACAACCCUUUGAUCGACGUUUCGAGGAACAAAGCCAUCCACGGAGGUAACUUCCAGGGGACACCGAUCGGUGUCUCUAUGGACAACACACGUCUCGCUAUCGCAGCGAUAGGGAAGCUCAUGUUCGCUCAAUUCUCCGAGCUUGUCAACGACUUUUACAACAACGGUCUUCCUUCUAACCUAACCGCUUCUAGAAACCCUAGUUUGGACUACGGUUUCAAAGGAGCGGAGAUCGCUAUGGCUUCCUACUGCUCAGAGCUUCAGUACUUGGCUAAUCCAGUUACAAGCCAUGUUCAAUCAGCGGAGCAACACAACCAAGAUGUUAACUCUUUAGGACUAAUCUCAUCGCGCAAGACUUCUGAAGCUGUCGACAUUCUCAAACUCAUGUCGACGACGUUCCUUGUCGGAAUCUGCCAAGCUGUGGAUCUAAGACACUUGGAAGAGAAUCUAAAACAAACUGUGAAGAACACUGUCUCUCAAGUGGCUAAGAAAGUUCUAACCACUGGAGUCAACGGUGAGCUUCACCCAUCUCGCUUCUGCGAGAAAGAUUUACUCAAAGUCGUUGACCGUGAACAAGUCUACACGUACGCGGACGAUCCAUGCAGCGCCACGUACCCGUUGAUCCAGAAGCUAAGGCAAGUUAUCGUUGACCAUGCUUUGGUCAACGGUGAGAGUGAGAAGAACGCUAUGACUUCGAUCUUUCACAAGAUUGGAGAUUUCGAGGAGGAGCUGAAGAUGGUGCUUCCUAAGGAAGUGGAGGCAGCUAGAGCGGCGUAUGAUAACGGGACAUCGGCUAUACCUAACAGGAUCAAGGAGUGUAGGUCGUAUCCUUUGUAUAGGUUCGUGAGGGAGGAGCUUGGAACAGAGCUGUUGACCGGAGAGAAGGUGACGUCUCCGGGAGAAGAGUUUGAUAAGGUUUUCACGGCGAUUUGUGAAGGGAAGAUCAUUGAUCCGUUGAUGGAGUGUCUUAAUGAGUGGAACGGAGCUCCCAUUCCAAUAUGCUAA
This is a messenger RNA of Eruca vesicaria subsp. sativa (arugula), 1931 nucleotides long. The record is from the annotation of a GenBank genome assembly. NCBI's taxonomy places the organism in Eukaryota, Viridiplantae, Streptophyta, Magnoliopsida, Brassicales, Brassicaceae.